Exophiala bonariae is the source of this 4515-nucleotide messenger RNA. RefSeq lists its product as uncharacterized. Gene Ontology annotation, biological process: peptidyl-serine phosphorylation; peptidyl-threonine phosphorylation. Gene Ontology annotation, molecular function: protein serine/threonine kinase activity; ATP binding. The coding region runs from base 1 to 4515 and encodes 1504 amino acids. Lineage: Eukaryota; Fungi; Ascomycota; Eurotiomycetes; Chaetothyriales; Herpotrichiellaceae. The record is from RefSeq and is a predicted model, not a curated record. The transcript has 3 exons. Gene Ontology annotation, cellular component: cytoskeleton; cytoplasm.
AUGCCUUACCGUCAAAAUGCAUCCAUGCCCUCCUCUUCGAAUCCCAGCUCGAGCUCUGGCUCCGGUUCCUUGCAAACUCGAUAUACAAAUCCUGUCAGAGCCGAAGAUCUGGAUAAUGGUGGUACGAACUCGCUGCAUCAUGCAAAGGCUACCUGCAUAAAAGACACCCCUGCUGACACUGCCCUUUUUGCAGCCGACAACUUGAACCCUCACGCAAACGCAAGGAAGGGCCCCUCCUUUGUCAUGAACUCGACCUCGUCCGCUCCCAAACGUGAGCCUGGUGACAAUGUAACCUCCACGGCCACUCUCGCAACUCGAAGAAGACAGUCCUCGAUCCCUGGUAUCAAAGGUCCGAUGGGUCCACGACCUCUGGAUUAUGGUUCGGGGACGGGGACGGGUAAAAGAACAGCUAGCAAUUCAAUAAAUCCGCAGUUUAAUUCCCUAAGAGGUGCCUCCGCCGUCGCUUCUCAAGAUCCCUAUACCAACGAGCUAUCCAUCAACGAUAUUUCCAGAUUCAGCUUUGCAUCUAUACAAACCAAACCCUCCUCCAACCAACAGCGUGAUGCCACCUUGGAUUUCGGUAACUUUCUCGAGCCUACCUUCAAUUUUGACGACUUUCAAGAUACUAUAGUUGGCACCGAGCCCAGUCUGAACCACUUUCCUCUGCCAGGAAGAGGUGGUUCUGUCAAAAUCCCGACUGCCAGCACCACCGCCUCGGCCUCGGCCUCUACCUCUGUCACUCCUGAUUCCUCCCAAACCGAGCAGAAGAAACCUACUGCACAAGCCGCCAUUCCUAUACCUGCCCGUAAAGGCUCUGGCAUAACUCCCAUAACCCGUAAGAGUUCGACCGCAUCAAACACGUCGAGGAAUUCAGCAAAGUCCGAUUCCAUGUCCGCAUCCACUACCUCGAUCCUUCGCGGUAGAAGACAGAGCCACUUUCCACCCAACUCCUUCAACAAUGCAGCACCUACAACCAAGGCUCCCAGGAAAUCAGUCGGGCCUGGGACAUUUGUCGCCCCAGAGUCAUCGGAUAAGCCUGUGGUCAAACGGAGACCUAGUGUCGGCGGGAGAAAAUCGAGUACGGAAAGUACAAAGAGUUUACAACUUAAAACGUCUCUUGGACCCAAGAGAAGAACAUCCAAAGACCUGUUGACACCUUCGAGGACUCCAGAUCAACUAAAAAUGAGUUCUGGAGGUGUUCCCAAUACCCCGACAAGGAGAAGUGGAACUCCUGGAAGGACAACAACUCCAGGUGGUAAUGCUGAUCGAAAUAGAAGGAUGUCCGUCAUGCCUCACCAUGCCACAGGUCUAGGUGCUCGCACCGUCAGCCCAACCGAUGCCAGACGUAUGAAACGUAUGUCCAUCGUUCCUCCUGCACCUCCGUUACCUCAGAGCAGGAUAUCUCAAGCGCCUCCAACACCAUUACCCGACCCAGUACCCCAAAUGCCACAGUCAGACAUCCAAUCACCAGUCGUGCCCAGUCGAAAGAGUUUGACCCCUUCAUCUUCGAGAACAACCCCCGAUCCGAAUCGAAAAUCGUACAGCUCUGGUCAGUCUUUGUCUUCGAAUACUAGUUAUAGUUCUGUUCGCAACAAUGCGAACAAUCCAGCAAGACUCCCGCUAAAUCCCAAUUCAUCCCGUCUACCCACCCCCAAACCAAGAUUGGACACCUCCGGAAAUACAACCUUUGAGCUCGAAGUCCCGCCUGUACCUGCGAUUCCCAAAGCUUACGAGUCUCCCGGAAGUGAACACGAUCAGCCAUUCUUCUCAGCCCGAUCAUCAAGCCUUCCUCCUUUUGAUGGAGUAAUAUCUGCAAGUCCAGUCAUUUCCACAGUGGCAGAUGCAAUGAAGGCGCUCGAGACGCCUCGAGCCCCUAGCACUGCUUCACAUGUUUCAUCCAACCAACCUCUUUUGCCCGCUCCGACACUGGUCUCGAUCGAGCCAGAACUCAGAGCCAAACCACAGCGCAAACCGAGCAAGAAAAAUCUACAUACUCUGAGAUUACCUCCGCUGAAUCUUCUUCCUCUGAGUACGCCUACAGCUGCCAAGAUCAAGUCUUUUAAUUCGAAGAUUGAAUCUGGUGAGGGAACAACCACCCCUCCAGCACUACGCAGUACGAUGAAGACACCAAGUACGCCUAUGACAGCAUCCAAAGCGAGCUUCUUCUCUCAAUCCCAUAAGGGUGCUACCGAAACCAUCCUCCGGAGUUCAACUUCCCAUCACGCACUUCGUUCUGAUGAUUUACGCCCACCGAGUGAUAUCAGUCCUAACCUUCCUGUGUUCACAUUCGAAACAGGCAAAUCUGAUCGAAACCUGUCACCUUUCGUGUCGUCCUCCUUGCCGAAGAGCGCCGAUGAUUUCACGACGUAUAUGAGACCUAACUUCAUCACCGAGUUGAGUCGUAAUCCUAGCCAAGCGAAGCCGAAUGGACCACGAGCACCAAGUUUCUCAGUAACACCCAAAACGGAGGUAGCAGCAAGCCCUAUCAGUGCUGAGAGACCAGCGGAAAGUGAAUCUGUCUUUUCCACUUCUGUGUUGCGAAGGAAGCUAAGCCGAAAAAGAAGCGAGACUCAGGUGCUGGAAUCGGCAGCGCAGAAUGAUGAUUUGCGAAAGUAUGAUAAUAUGCCCCCUCCGAAACUUCCAGCUUCUUCGACUUGGACCAAUCCUCAAAAUGGUGGCUCCAGUCCUUCUCAGAAGCCUUCGUACCUGCGAUCCCGAAGACAAACCUCGACAUCGAGCAUUCCAAUUGAACCCAAACGUCAAGAAAGUCAUGAUAGUACAACGAUGCACACUUCUACUGCACGUCCAUCUGUAGACUCGAGCAGAACUCUUAUGAUGCAGACGAACAGGUCUGGAUCACUGUCCGCGAGCACGCCAAAUCUGGUGGGCAAACAGCCGUCUCAGCGCCAGCAAGAGCCGGUAUUGGAUCGUGAUGACAUGGUCGCGGAAGAAGAAAUGAAGAAACUCGCCUCCAAAAGGAAGGAUGCUGAAGCCGCUGCACGUCAACUAGAUGCUCUUCGUGCACGGGCAAGACCAGUUCGACGGAUGUCAGCAGAAACAGCUUCAAGAACAUUUGAAUUGAACCUUUUCGAACGAGGAGAAAUUGUCGACUAUCCAAACGUAUAUUUCACCGGCACGGCAAAAGCUCGAAAAAUCAUUGGUGAUUUGAAUGCGGCACCCACGAACUUUGGCUAUGACGAUGAGCGAGGUGAUUACAACAUUGUCGAAGGAGACCAUCUCGCGUACCGUUAUGAAGUUGUGGACCUUCUUGGUAAGGGGAGUUUCGGUCAGGUUGUACGUUGUGUAGACCACAAGACUGGAAUUCUUGUUGCUGUCAAGAUUAUUCGCAAUAAGAAACGAUUUCACCAGCAAGCACUUGUGGAGGUCAAUAUUCUUCAGAAACUCAAAGAAUGGGAUCCACACAAGAAGCACAGUGUUGUCAACUUCGAUCAGAGCUUUUAUUUCCGAGGCCAUCUUUGCAUAUCGACUGAUCUUCUGGAUAUGAACCUCUACGAAUUUAUCAAAGCUCACGAUUUCCGUGGAUUCUCUCUGAAACUGAUCCGACGGUUCACAAAACAGUUGCUCCAAAGUCUCGUCCUUCUACAACAACAUAAGGUGAUCCAUUGUGAUCUUAAACCUGAAAAUAUCCUCCUGGCCCACCCUGUACACUCUGAGAUCAAAGUCAUUGACUUCGGGUCGAGUUGUUUCGAAAACGAAAAAGUGUACACGUACAUCCAAUCACGUUUCUAUCGAUCACCAGAAGUAAUAUUGGGAAUGUCCUAUGGGAUGCCGAUCGACAUGUGGAGCGUCGGCUGUAUUCUUGCUGAACUCUACACUGGUUAUCCUAUUUUCCCAGGUGAAAACGAGCAGGAACAGUUAGCAUGUAUUAUGGAAGUUUUCGGUCCACCAGAAAAGCACCUGAUUGAAAAGAGCAGUCGUAAAAAACUAUUCUUCGACUCCAUGGGCAAGCCUCGGUUGACUGUCUCUUCCAAGGGCAGAAGGAGACGACCGAGCUCGAAGGAGCUACGACAAGUCUUGAAAUGUGAUGAUGAAGCAUUUCUUGACUUUAUCACCAAAUGUCUGAAAUGGGAUCCUUCACGAAGACUAACGCCUAAUGAGGCCAACAAACAUGAAUUCAUCACUGGGGUUAAGAUGAGUACAACUGCAACCAGACGAAAUCUGAUCGGAGCUGUAAACUCUCCUGUCAAGAGAGUUAAUUCGGUCACGACUGCUGCAGGUCCACGUCCAUUACCACAACCCCCAUUUCUUGGUCUGAAGGCACCUACCGGCGCAAGGCAGGAAACUUCGCCGCACAAACCAGGGCCGCGGCGACAAUCGACCGUACCACCGGCAGGAUCUGCUCCGGGUACCUCUCAGGCUAAGCGAGCAUCUCACGCUGCCAUGAAUUCAUCUGCCUCUAACUCGGGUCUGGCACGGUUGACAGUAGGUCAGAGGACCAUGAGCGGGAGAUCUGAUUUGGCAACUGCCGCCGCCGCCGCAAGUCUUGUGAAAUGA